GCGCCCGCCAGAUUGAAGCGGGCGCGCGGAGCGGUGGUUGGUGCCGCGAUGGAGGCGCUCACCUUUCCCCGCUACAGCCCGGAUGAUAUCGUCGCUUAUCUCCGCAGCCACGUCUUGGUGGGAGCCGAAGCCCGCAACCUUACCAAGGCCGACCUGUUCGCCACCCUCAAGCCUGAAGUUUUGCACAUGAUUUUCAUAAGAAUUCUGCAGAAGGUGUAUGGGAUCCGUCUGGAGCAUUUCUACAUGAUGCCGGUCAACGUUGAUAUAGUGUACCCACAGAUAUUUGAAGGCUUUCUACCUGUUUGUAAUCUCUAUAUUCAUAUGGAGCGCUUCCUUCCAGUGUGCCGGGUUAAUGAUUUUCAAAUUUCUGAUGUUAUAAAUCCAAAGGCAAAGAGGACAGCUCGCUUCUUGAGUGGCAUUCUCAACUUUGUGCAUUUCAGAGAAUGCCGACGUGAGGCCUACUUGGAGCUGCAGCUGAGCUAUAAAUCUGCUAUGGAGAAACACCAACAACUGGAGACAGCAAAUCAGGAGUUAGAAAUGAAGCUGGAGAAGCUAAACACUGUUCCAGUUGAACAGCAAGCAGAGUUCAAGCAACUGUCAGAUGACAUUCAAGAACUGGAGCAACUUCUAAGCCAUGACUAUCGUCGGAAAACAGCAGCAUUGCAAGAAGUGAUUUCACAAAAGAAGUCAGAUAUUACAGAGAGGACCCGAAAACUGAAUGAACUUAAAGUGAUAAUGGCUACUUUGAAAGAAGAACAAGAGCAGCUGAAAUCAAAAAUUGUGGAGAGUCCAGAGGAAUUGAAGAAUUAUAAGGAACUAAUGAAGGAGACUGUUAAGAAACUCAAGAAAUCCAAGCAAGAGGUUAUUGAGAAAUACGAAGGUUAUCGAGACCUGGUUGAAGUUCUGCCAUCGUGCCAAUUGGAGGUGCAGUUAUAUCAGAAGAAGAUGGAAAGACAGGCAGCAAAUGUGGAACGACUGGCCACUGUAUUAUCAGAGGUCAGGAAUCUGGAAGACCAGCUUGAGAGCGCUCAAAUCGAGCUGAAGAAAGGGAAGACGGAUGAAAUGUCCCUGAAGAGACUGGUCACUGCAAAACAUGAGAGGCUGUCUACAGCUGAAAUAAGGAUAAAAAAGAAGCGUGAAGAUGUUGAGCAAUAUAAGCACACUGUAUUUGAGUAUUUUAACAGAGUUCAGGAGAAGAGGGGUGCUGUAUAUGAUAAAGUGACAGCGAUUCAGAAGGAAAUCCAGCAGACGAGGUUCAAAAUCCAGCAACUGAAUGAGAAUGCUGAAAAAGAGGAAACGAAAGCUAAAGUGAGUUGUGUAGGGUUUAUUUAUUUGUUUAUCUUCUAAAGGAAAUUGUUUGGU
This is a messenger RNA of Meleagris gallopavo (turkey), 1362 nucleotides long. RefSeq names its product NUF2 component of NDC80 kinetochore complex (gene NUF2). Gene Ontology annotation, molecular function: protein-containing complex binding. Lineage: Eukaryota; Metazoa; Chordata; Aves; Galliformes; Phasianidae. The record is from RefSeq and is a predicted model, not a curated record. Gene Ontology annotation, biological process: kinetochore organization; meiotic chromosome segregation; mitotic spindle organization. Gene Ontology annotation, cellular component: kinetochore; Ndc80 complex.